Molecule: messenger RNA, 435 nt
Organism: Stylonychia lemnae
Lineage: Eukaryota; Ciliophora; Spirotrichea; Sporadotrichida; Oxytrichidae
Source: the annotation of a GenBank genome assembly
AUGAGUACUCCUGCUAGAAGAAGAAUUCUCGCUGAUUGGAAGAAAUACCAAAAUGAGGGUGCUGGAAUGGGGAUUUUGCUUUCCAUAAACUCGGAUAAUAUGAUGAGAUGGGAGGCUGUGAUUUUCGGCCCUGAUGAUACUGAAUGGGAGGGUGGAAUUUUUAAUUUAUCAAUGGAAUUUACAGAAGAGUACCCAACCAAGCCACCAAAGGUGGUAUUCCUGACUAAGAUGUACCAUCCUAAUAUCUAUGUAAAUGGAGACAUUUGCUUAGAUAUUUUGUAAAAAAAGUGGACUUAGUUCUAUGAUAGUAUGGCCAUUAUGUAAUCACUGCAGUAACUAUUGACUGAUCCGAAUACUGAGAGUCCCGCCAAUAAUGAAGCUGCUUAAAGAUUUGAUAGUAAUUCAUCAUUAUUGCUGAUAACUUAUUGUAGAUGA